Acanthosepion pharaonis is the source of this 486-nucleotide messenger RNA. The record is from the annotation of a GenBank genome assembly. NCBI's taxonomy places the organism in Eukaryota, Metazoa, Mollusca, Cephalopoda, Sepiida, Sepiidae.
AUGCUUCUCUCUUUUAGCAUUAUAUGGUUACUAAGCACAACUGCACAUCUGAAUCCACGUACUGUUUUUACAAUAUACUCACAACAUUUUCUAUCUAUCUAUCUAUCUAUCUAUCUAUCUAUCUAUCUAUCUAUCUAUCUAUCUAUCUAUCUCCAGCAGGUCUCAAAAAAUUUUUCUGGUUUUUUUUUAACUCAAAUAUUUUUAUCUAUCUCCAAAUUGCUAUCUCUAUUUUGCAGUAUCAAAAUUAAACACUUUCUUUCUUUCCUUUUUCUUUCUUUCUUCCUUCCUUCCUUCAUUCCUUCUUUUUCAUUCCUUCUUUCAUUUGUUCUUUCAUUCCUCCCUCCCUUAAUUCAUUCAUUCCUCACUUCUUUCCUUUCUUCCUUCUUUCUUCAUUUAUUUCUUCCUUCUUUCCUUCCUUUCUUCAUUCAUUCAUUCAUUCAUUCAUUACUUCAUUUCUUCCUUUCUUCCUACUUCAUGUUCUCAUGA